Messenger RNA from Babesia bovis T2Bo, 2375 nucleotides. Its product is annotated as COG4 transport family protein. The transcript has 5 exons. NCBI's taxonomy places the organism in Eukaryota, Apicomplexa, Aconoidasida, Piroplasmida, Babesiidae. The coding region runs from base 158 to 2344 and encodes 728 amino acids. The record is from RefSeq and is a predicted model, not a curated record.
UUAUUUAUUUGAAUCUACAAAUUCGACGUCGUCACUGUUUUGAUGCAUUUAUGAUUCUUUGCUAAAGUUCUUAGUUUGUCGCCACCAAUAUAUGCGAAUUUUGGUUGUAUAUGUAUAGAUUAGAUGCGCAGAUAAGAUUAUUGGUGCGGUCAGCACUAUGGUCGAUAUUUUGAAGACAUUGUCUAAUCGCUUGGAUUCUCGUGAGGUUGAGAUAGUGGACAAUCUGUCACUUUUAGAGACUUCAGCAACGUCUUUGGUUGAGGAUUGCAACGCUAGAUUACAAUCCUGCUUGAUCUCACGUGUAAACUUAUGUCUUAAUGAAAACUUCGACUCUACUGAAGACUUUAGCAGUCGCUUUGUCAGGGCUGCCGAUACAAGUGCCUGUGCUCUGGACAAGUUAAACUGUGCUGUGAAGGUGGUUGAUUUUGUAUCUGUUUUAUACGAUUUUGGUUGGCGCAUUUUAUCGAGUCAUAAGGAUGGGGACCAUUCAGGUUGUAAAGAGAAUAUCCAUAGUUUCAUUAGGACUGUUGACGAGUGUAAACAUGAAGGUUACUGGGAUGAGGUAUCUAAGGUACUUUCUCGUGGUUACAUUGAUGAUGUGAUGCGUCGUUUGCGAUGCUUUGUGAUUGAGCAGUUGCGUGGCGAUCUGACUUCAGAGCAGUCUCAGCUAUACACUCGACUUGCCAUUACGCUUCAAGCUCGUUCUGAGGCUUAUGAAUCCUACUGCAAAAUUGUAAGGAUGCGUAUGGCUGAAGUAUGCUCGAAAAAUCAAGGAUCUACUGUUGGAGUUCGUCUUGACGGAAUUAUAAAGUGUGCUGGUGUCCUGCUACUGAGUCAAGCUCAGGCCGUGCACAAUGAGCUUGGUUCUAGCGACUACCUUCGUAUAUGUCGGGAGAUCCAUGCUUUGACAUCUGCUGAAGCAUGUAUGAUAUUCCGCUCAUUUUUAAUAUCUGGUUUCGCGCCAUUGAUUGGCGACAGCAACAUUGACUCUGAUGUUGAUGCUGUAUUAUCAAAUAUUGAAUCCAGUUUGUCUGAUGAUGCUAUCUUCUUUGAUUACGUUUCAGACAUGAAGACCUUAGACCGGGUUUUAGACGAUAUCGCAUAUUUAAGUUCACUUUGGUGUGGUUAUGAGGCAUCAUAUCAAAGCAUCGUAUCUCCUAUACAACGCUCUAUGAUCGGGUCAAUUGAUUUUACACCUGUUGGUACGGAUAACGUGGGUUCAUGUACUGACGCAACUUGUAUCCUUCAAUCUAUUUUGUCACUAUAUGUGCGUCUGGAGAAUGCUGCAGUGACAAACAGCCUCAACCAUGCCAUUAACAGUGACGCUAUAUAUAUCACCUCGGUUGAUGAGGGCUAUGUUGCUUCCACAAGUACUAUUGUUGAUGAUUCCUUCUUUGUGCUUCAGAAGGCACAGCAUCGUGCUGUGUCCACAGGUGACGUACAAGCUGCUUGCGCCACUCUUAAUCAGGUUAUAGCCAUUAUUCAGGGUACAUUGAAGGGCGCUCUCGUUCGCAAUUUAUUGGAUAGUCAGAACAUAUACAAAGUAUAUUUGGAGAAUCCCGACAAUCUUGUUAACUACUCAUGGCAUAAGAUGCUACAUGAAUACUUUGAGCAUAAUAAGCAGGAUUUACCAGAGUCUGUUCCAUCUCGUUUUAGUUUCAUUCAUUGUGUGAACAACAUUGAGGAAUGCUUUAACUUUUUAUCGAAGUUCAAGACUGAGAUUUCAUCUUGCUUCACUCAGGAGUUUUCUCAGCAGACUAAUGACAAACUUUUAGUGGAAAGCACUUUGGAAUCUUUGGAUGCUGUUAUGCAUGAUUUCCACGAGUUACUUGACAUGGCAUGCAAAAGUGCAUUGAGUAUUUUGAAGUAUCAUAUAUUCGAACCUCUGAAUGCUUUUUCGUCGAUUAGCUUUGUUAUAGAUGAAGAGUCUUAUUCCUUGUGCAUGUCUGAGAAUCCGUUUUUGGAGAACGUAUCAGUUACUCUUCGUUUGGUUUUCGGUCAUCUUUCUACAUUCUAUUUGAGUUCCAGUUACUUGCGUUGCAUGGAGACGUUAACGGAGCGCAUUUGCAAGUUCCUUGAGCACAGUAUAUUAGACAAACACUUUACAAUGUACGGCGCAGUGUACCUUGACAGCAUUGUUCGCUCUCUGAUGCAUGUCUGCACUUCAUAUGAGCAAAAUAAUCGAAGCCAGUUUGCCACAUUGCUUCUUAUCACUGAUGUUUUGAACUGUGGUACUCAUGAGGAGACAUCACACCUUUACAGUCAAGGUUCACGUGAAUUGAUCGAUCGUUACUUUUCACUCCGCAUUGAUGCCGACAUCAACGACGUGCCCACUGAUACCUGAGUUCAACUCUAUCGAAUUCAUUUUUAUUGUU